GUGAUCGUCAGUAUCGAUCGUGUGUCGUGCAUAUCUCGCCGUUUCUGUUGCUGCAGAAAUCUACGCGUUAAAAGUUAAAGAAUUUAAUCUAAAAACAAUAAAAAUGUUCAGACAUAUUUUACGACCAAUUGCUCGAAACACGCGAACUGGUACACGUUCAUACCAGGUUCCCCAUGAUGUUCGACCACCAAGUAUGGAUGAAGUACCUGUGCCACAUGGAUCAUGGCAAGAAGCAUAUAACAAAGCUCAAACAAAAUAUAAUUUGCAAUUAGCAGCUGGUGUUCUUGUACUUAUUGCGACCAUAGUAACUGGUAGAAUGAAUGGAACACUGUGGCUUAACUUUCUUCCUCCAACUCCAAAAGAUUCUGAAGCCUCUAAGUAA
This is a messenger RNA of Habropoda laboriosa, 382 nucleotides long. RefSeq lists its product as uncharacterized. The transcript has 3 exons. Bases 104 to 382 code for a protein of 92 amino acids. The record is from RefSeq and is a predicted model, not a curated record. Lineage: Eukaryota; Metazoa; Arthropoda; Insecta; Hymenoptera; Apidae.